Ixodes scapularis (black-legged tick) is the source of this 1962-nucleotide messenger RNA. It is a transcript of the gene Rnmt, whose product is annotated as mRNA cap guanine-N7 methyltransferase. Gene Ontology annotation, molecular function: mRNA 5'-cap (guanine-N7-)-methyltransferase activity. Gene Ontology annotation, cellular component: nucleus. Lineage: Eukaryota; Metazoa; Arthropoda; Arachnida; Ixodida; Ixodidae. Gene Ontology annotation, biological process: 7-methylguanosine mRNA capping. The record is from RefSeq and is a predicted model, not a curated record. The coding region runs from base 486 to 1571 and encodes 361 amino acids. The transcript has 10 exons.
GUGCCCACUCCUAGUACUUCUAACCUCCUUGCUGUUUAGGCUCUGCUUGCAGAGCCUAAACAGCCUACAUAUAUAUACACCUUGAGAGUGGCGCCAUCUGUGUUUGCGCCGGGCAACUCACUUUUUGUGCGGAGGUUGCCUCCUUUCCUCGUUGCCUCGUUUUUUUUUUUUUUUUUUUAAUUUAUUUUUAUAUAUAGCAUGACCAGCAUGACCCCAUAAACACACCAACGAGCUUGCAGUGCUUGCAGUGCUCACCCGUCGAACACUAAUUAUCCUUUAUCCACUUUAUCCCUUACCGGGUUUACCUGCUUUCUUGGCUCCUCGCUACUCGCCUUGUUAUGUGGUAGAUCUGAGAAAGCCGUCAUAUGAAGCCGCGGCUAACUUUUCUAGUAUUGAAUCUCUUCACAGAAGCAGAAAGCCUUGCAAGCCUCCGUACACAGAUUCUUGUACCUACAAGCAGUACAAGGCGGCUCGACUAGCUCGCAAUGUCGUUAGACCAAGUUGGAAGCACAGAUGUCCGAGAGGAGGGCGGCCUGGCGCCUGUCGUGCAGAAGCACUACAACAGCCUCGAAAACGGGGGCUUGCAGGAGAGAGAUCGCAGCAGGAUACUGCACAUGAGAAACUUCAAUAACUGGAUCAAAAGCAUGCUGAUUCGGGAGUACAUCAACAAGCGAAGAAGCGACAAAGUCGAUGAUGCUCCUUUCAACGUCCUCGACCUCGGUGCCGGGAAAGGAGGGGACCUCCUCAAGUGGAAGAAGGGCAACAUCUCCUACCUGGUCUGUGCAGAUAUUGCGGGCACAUCGCUGGAACAUGCGGAGCAGCGCUACCGAGAACUCUCGGAUAGGCAACGGCGGCAAAGGGAGCCCGGCGGCAUGUUUGAUGCCGAGUUCAUUGAGGCAGACUGCACCAAGGUACGGCUCAAGGACCGUUACCGCCGCAAGAACCUUGGCCUGGAUCUGGUGAGCUGCCAGUUCACCUUCCACUACAGCUUCGAGAGCCUGGACCAGGCCCGGUGCAUGCUGCAGAACGCUGCAGAGUGCCUCGAGCCCGGCGGCUAUUUUAUUGGCACCACUCCCGACGCCAACGACCUGGUACGCAGGGUGCGUGAGGCCCCCGGCCUGAAGUUUGGCAACGAUGUGUUUUCUGUCGAGUUCCUGGGGUCGAAGGACACACUCCCGUUGUUUGGAGCCAAGUACAACUUCCAUCUUGAGGGCGUCGUCGACUGUCCAGAGUUCCUCGUCAACUUCGACGUCCUGCAAGAGUUGGCCAAGGAGUUUGGCCUGCUGCUCGUCUACAAGCAGAGGUUUGAAGACUUCUUCAAUUUGUACAAGGAGGAUGCAGAAGGAAAGAUACUUCUUCGCAAGAUGCAAGCACUCGAGGGCUACCCACCGCAAGGAGGCCAGUCGCCUAUGGGCAGGGAUCCCGAAGAUUAUGAACACGCUUGCAGGGAGAUUGAGAAGCUCAAGGAACAGGACCCGUCAUCAAACCGGAGACUUCAAGUGGGAACCCUUUCAAAGGCAGAAUGGGAGGCACUAAGCAUUUACGUCGUGUUUGCAUUUCAGAAGAACUAAGUGGUGAUGCAACAUUCCUGCUAGAACAUCUGUCUCAUUUCUGACGUCUAUGCGUACGUUGGUUUCCAAGCCCAUCAGUCUUGCGGAGGAACACUGGAAGGACUUUCAAUUGAUAAUUUGGUGCAUAUCAGAGUGCAUCAGUAUACUUUUUUAUUCAUUUUACUCGAAUGGUUCACUGUGCUUCAUUUCAGUGGUCGCAAGUAUACACACCGAGAUUUUUGUUGUUUGCUCUUGGAAGGCUUUGGUGAAUAUCGUGUACGAAAAAGUUAAGAUUGUGCUUUGUUGUAGUAGUUCCAGGGAUUCCCACCGAUAACUUUGUUUAUUCUCUGAGGGCUACGUAUUAAUGCCUCACGCAAAAAAGUAAGACAAAUAAACCAACAAUUUUACCGUG